UGUAAACAAAGUGCAAGGAAGAACAAGGCAGGUUAAAGGAGCAGAGCUGAGGAGGAGGAGGCUGUGUUUAGGCUGUGAUGAAGCUCCUGCUGCACGGAUACUGCUCUGAUAUCAAGACACUGGGUGGUCCUGGCUCUCACUGACUUUGGCUUUUAACACAAACGGCUGAGGAGCCCUGUCUGCUCACUGAGCUAAUCUACUAUACUGCACCUGGAAACUGCUCUGCUUCAACAAACAUCCCUUGAAAAGGAGAGGAAGCCAUGGCACAGGCGACCACCAGCUCCAGGGUGUUCCUGAGUGGUGUUGUGGAAGGCUUUUAUGGACGGCCAUGGACUAUGGAGCAGAGGAAGGAGCUGUUUAGAAGAGAGCAGAAAUGGGGGUUGAACACGUACCUGUAUGCCCCAAAAGAUGACUACAAACACAGGAUGUACUGGAGAGAGCUCUACACCUCUGAGGAGGCAGAGCAACUGAUGACCCUCAUCUCUGCUGCUAAAGAGCAUAAUGUGGAAUUCAUCUAUGCCAUCUCACCCGGGUUGGAUAUCACAUUCUCCAACCCUAAAGAGGUGGCAGCUCUGAAGAGGAAACUAAGCCAGGUGUGCACAUUUGGCUGCAGGUCCUUUGCUCUGCUUUUUGACGACAUUGAGACAGAAAUGUGUCCUGCUGAUAAAGAGGCCUUCAGCUCCUUCGCUCAUGCGCAGGUGGACGUCACCAACCAGGUGUUCCAGCACCUGCAGGAGCCACAGUGUUUUCUUUUCUGCCCAACAGAUUACUGUGCUGCAUUCUGCACCCCAUGUGUGAGCCAGUCUGCAUACCUACACACUGUUGGGGAAAAACUUCUUCCUGGAGUUGAUAUUCUCUGGACGGGCCCUAAAGUGGUGUCUAAUGAGAUUUCCGUGGAGUCGAUAGAGGAGGUGUCCCGUGUUCUCAGAAGGCCACCCGUGAUUUGGGAUAACAUCCACGCAAACGAUUAUGACCCCCAACGGCUGUUCUUGGGACCCUUUAAGAACCGGCCUACAGAGCUCAUUCCUAAGCUCAGAGGAGUGCUCACCAACCCCAACUGUGAAUUUGAGCCGAACUUUGUGGCUAUUCAUACACUAGCCACCUGGUGCAAGUCCACUGCUGGCCAGAAAGACGUUUCCAUGGAUGGAGAGGACCAGGGAUCAGACUACAACCCCCAGGAGGCUUUGCAGCUGGCGCUGAGAGAUUGGCUGAUUGAGUUUGGUGUGGCAGAUCAACCUGAUGUGUCCCGUGCAGGCAGUGGCCGUGCCAAGCGAGAGCAAUCUGAAGAGGAGCCCAUGCAGACAGACGAGUACAUCCCCAGCUCUCGAGAGAAUCCACUGUACACAGCCGAGCCGCUGACCCUGGAGGACCUGACGCUGCUGUCCGAGCUUUUCUACCUUCCCUACGAGUACGGCCCCACGGCCCUCACCAUGCUGACGGAGCUCAACUGGCUUCGUGGGAACAGCGGCGCCGCUGUGUUUGGCUCCACAGCACCUGAGAACAGCAAGGCCAAAGAAUGGCGAGAGAGGGCGGAGCACUUUGAUGAAAUGUGUGCUGCAGUGGUCCAGAUGUUUAACAGGCUGUCAAACGCGCCCAACAGAACCAUUCUGUACGACCUUUACAACUACAUCUGUGACAUUAAGAGCGGCGUGUCCUUAGCCAAAGCGUUUGUCAACAGUUUGGGAGGUCGUAAUCCUCCUCCCUCUCAGGUUAUAAAUGAUGAUCCAGAGCCGUGGGGCUUCAGAGGGGGACUUUCUGGAGAGUUCCAGAGAAUGCUUCCAUGCCAUGGGAACCGGGAUCUUUACCGAAUUCCUCCAGCGACUAGAGUGUAUACCAUUCGGCCGUGCACUCCAAAAGACAAGCCUGAGGUACUGAGGCUAACCAAAGAGAUGCAGAGCGAGUCACUGCAGCAAACUGUGUUAAUUGGUGACAGGCUUGUGGAUGGUCAGCUUUCCCCAUCUAAACACUGUGACCUGGUGAUGGAGGAUGAGGAAGGGCUUUGUGGCUUCGCUUUUGCCCUCACUGAUGCCAAGUCAGCCAUGACCAAAUCCCAGUAUCCUGAAACAAUGCUGAGAGAUUAUCCCUCCCUCAUGGCUGUUCAAAUCCAUCCAAGACUCCCGGACACCAGCACUGCCAAGCGCCUGAUCAGCACUGUGCUUUCUGUGCUGAAGGAGAGCGGCUCCAGUGGGGUAUUUUGUGAAUUCAGAUCAGGAGACAAGAGAAUGCUGAAUUUCCUCAGAACGCUGGGAUUACUCCAUGUGCUCAAAGUGGAGGGACUGCAGCCCGGCCUCGUCCUCAUGGGAACAAAACUAUAGACACCUGAGUUCAUUCAUAUAAAUAAUUCAAUGUUUUACUUUGGGAAAUAAUGUGAUUGUGUUGAGAACUAGAAUGUGUUUAAUAGUUUAACUUGAUUUAAACAUGGGCGGAUGAUUAAGAGUGGGUUUGAUUCUGAUUAUUUUUGCACAUAGAUGAUGAUAAACUGGAGAAUACAGUAAACAAACAGUAUACUUCAAUGUCUUCUGUUAAGAACUAAUGUACAUGAAAGCUUGUGAUGUGCAAAUGCUGCUAUUUUGUUAACAAUAUAUUUGGCAAAAAAAAAUAUGGACAAGACACAUUUUUUCUGACCAACAAGCACCUUCAUUUUAAUUGUUUAUUGGCCAAGACCAAGAGUAUUAAAUAUUUUAAUCAGGGAUGCACCAAAAUUAUUUUUGUUCAGAUGUUCAUUCAUUUUGCCACUUUUUUCCACCAUUGCAUAAUAAACGACAUACCAACAAUGCACAAAAUGACUGAAAAAAAUAAAAGUAAUUGUUCGAUAUAAAUUACUUGGUCUUUUCACAAACACUGAAAGUGCACCUCAUUUUGAUUGCAGAAUAUUUGGUGCAUCCCUAAUUCUGAUCCCUGAUGGUCACAACUCAAAACGAGUCACAUUCAGAACAGAUGUGCAUUUCAGUCACACAAUUCUCUAAAACGGAGAAUUAAAACAGGAAUAAAUCACUCCCUGUAGAGUUGAGGAAUUUAAAAUAUUAAAAUAUCUGAAUUAAAUAAACACAUUUAAAUCUC
Molecule: messenger RNA, 3060 nt
Organism: Astyanax mexicanus (Mexican tetra)
Lineage: Eukaryota; Metazoa; Chordata; Actinopteri; Characiformes; Acestrorhamphidae
Gene: ogal
Product: O-GlcNAcase like
Exons: 17
Coding region: 261-2315 (684 amino acids)
Biological process (GO): glycoprotein metabolic process
Molecular function (GO): beta-N-acetylglucosaminidase activity
Source: RefSeq, a predicted model, not a curated record